CGCAGGGCGAGUCGCGGAGGCGCCGCGCUGCAGUGGCUGCAUCUCCGAGCAACAUGGCUGAUAGCAAGGCCAAGCCUGCCAAAGCAGCCAACAGGACACCCCCCAAGUCCCCAGGGGACCCUGCCAGGGACAAGGCGACCAAGAGGCUGUCACUGGAAUCAGAGGGCGCCAGCGAGGGGGCGGCCGCUGCCCCAGAGCUCAGUGCGCUGGAGGAGGCCUUCCGGCGGUUCGCGGUCCAUGGGGACACCCGGGCCACUGGGAAGGAGAUGCACGGCAAGAACUGGUCCAAGCUGUGCAAGGACUGUCACGUGAUUGACGGGAAGAACGUGACCAUCACCGAUGUGGACAUCGUCUUCAGUAAGAUCAAAGGGAAGUCCUGCCGGACCAUCACCUUCGAGCAGUUCCAGGAGGCGCUGGAGGAGCUGGCCAAGAAGCGAUUCAAGGACAAGAGCAGCGAGGAGGCCGUUCGCGAGGUGCACCGGCUCAUUGAGGGCCGUGCGCCUGUCAUCUCAGGGGUCACGAAAGCCGUGUCCUCGCCCACCGUGUCGCGGCUCACGGACACGACCAAGUUCACGGGCUCCCACAAGGAGCGCUUCGACCCAUCGGGCAAGGGCAAGGGCAAGGCUGGCCGCGUGGACCUGGUGGAUGAGUCAGGCUACGUGCCUGGCUAUAAACACGCAGGCACCUAUGACCAGAAGGUGCAGGGGGGCAAGUAGCUGCACGACACCCUGGAGACGCUGGGGACGCGUGAGGCGCGUGCCCGACUGGCACCCCGUCCCACUUCAUCACAUUCCUUUGCACACUGGGCAGGACUCAUGGACCUUGGCCUUGCCUGCUGGGAAGGGGACACCCAGGCUACCUCCUGCCCGGCAACACCUCUCAGACCCAGGUUUGGGUCCUGAUUCACUGACCCUUCCUAACACAGUUGUCUCGUCCAGAACUGGGAAGUGGAUGGUCCUUUUCAAAUUGUCCCCCGGGACUGUGCCACACUGGAUACCUGCUUGCAGGGAAAGGGGCAUUUUGGGAGCUGUUAGGUGUGGGAACAAGUGGGGCAGACCCUGUCAGAGGCCCUACUGACCUUCUGACACCUUCUAGGAGCCUCUUAGGCAGUAGGAGUUAACAAACUAACCAACAGCACAAAUAAAACUGCUACCCCAGCAGGACGCAGGCAGUGUCCGAGGCGCCCCACGAGCCGGGGCCACAGCCCUUCACGCUUUCCUGGCAGGGCGUGUGGCAGUGCCUGUGGACAGG
Molecule: messenger RNA, 1251 nt
Organism: Marmota flaviventris (yellow-bellied marmot)
Lineage: Eukaryota; Metazoa; Chordata; Mammalia; Rodentia; Sciuridae
Gene: Tppp
Product: tubulin polymerization promoting protein
Biological process (GO): microtubule bundle formation; microtubule polymerization; positive regulation of protein polymerization
Cellular component (GO): microtubule
Molecular function (GO): tubulin binding
Source: RefSeq, a predicted model, not a curated record